Cornus florida is the source of this 686-nucleotide messenger RNA. RefSeq names its product protein IQ-DOMAIN 21-like. Bases 90 to 401 code for a protein of 103 amino acids. The record is from RefSeq and is a predicted model, not a curated record. The transcript has a single exon. Lineage: Eukaryota; Viridiplantae; Streptophyta; Magnoliopsida; Cornales; Cornaceae.
UGGUAUAGCUGCGCCAGUCAGUCCUUCAGCGGAGGUUUUGAUAUGUUCGAUCCCAAUCAACCCCAAGAACUCUCUUGUGCUAUGAUUGAAUGGCGGAAAUAAUGAAAUCUAACCCUAAUUUUGUAUUAAUAUGGGCCAUAUUGAAUGUGCUAACACUAAGCAACAUCAUGUUUUUUGUUCAGAAAGACAAUGUAGAGAAAUGGCAGCAUGAUGUGCCGGAGGUUGUGUCGUUAGAACAUUUUCCCGCAGAAAGUUCUCCAGAUGUCACGAAUGAUGAGAGCGAUGUGUCGUCCCCGGUGACUGAUGACAGAAAUCGUGAUAGUGCUGUGGCAGCAGCAACUGCAGAAGCUGCUGUUGCAGCGGCUCAAGCAGCACCGAAGGUUGUUAGAUUGGCCGGCUAAGGACGCCACUCCAAGGAAGAAAGGGCGGCUAUUAUGAUACAGUCAUAUUACAGAGGCUGUCUGGCCACACAUUAAGAUGGAGUAUUUGAUAAAAUUAUGUGUUUUGUACAUGUCAAAACAUCGAAUUUACGGUACUACACUAUAGUCCAACAUCAGGGUAUGAUGGAAUUCGCCAUUAUGCAGAACAAGUGUGUGUCACAAUCAUAUAUAAGACGCUUUGUUUUGUGUGUACGUUCCACAUUCAUUGCCCCCGAGACCAUUUGGAUCCCACAUUCAAGUUAGCGC